Molecule: messenger RNA, 2983 nt
Organism: Panicum virgatum (switchgrass)
Lineage: Eukaryota; Viridiplantae; Streptophyta; Magnoliopsida; Poales; Poaceae
Product: elongation factor 2-like
Exons: 3
Coding region: 209-2764 (851 amino acids)
Biological process (GO): translational elongation
Cellular component (GO): cytosol; ribonucleoprotein complex
Molecular function (GO): ribosome binding; GTP binding; translation elongation factor activity
Source: RefSeq, a predicted model, not a curated record
CCCCCCCGCGGUUUCGUAGCCGUUAGGAAACAACCCCACUAACAAACUUGGCUGCCACGCAGUGUCGGCUUACAAGUACGCGGUCAGAGCGCAAGACCUCUUCCCACUGCUCUCGUCAUUUCCUCCGCUCCUCCUCUGCAGCAGCAGGGGUGAAUCCACUCUUCGCCUUGCUCAUUUUUGGCGUCAUCUCCCGGCGCCGUCGUCCAAGAUGGUUAAGGUCACCGUCGACGAGCUCCGCGCGAGCAUGGACAACAAGCACAACAUCAGGAACAUGUCCGUCGUCGCGCACGUCGACCAUGGGAAGUCAACGCUCACCGACUGGCUCGUGGCCGCGGCGGGCAUCAUCGCGCAGGAUGCCGCCGGCGACGUGCGGCUUACGGACACGCGCGCGGACGAGGCGGAGCGCGGCAUCACCAUCAAGUCCACGGGCAUCUCCCUACGCUACGAGAUGCCCCACGAGUCCCUGAAGCGCCUCGGGGGCGAGCGGCGCGGCGGCGGCGGCGGGUCGCCGUCGUACCUCAUCAACCUCGUCGACUCGCCCGGGCACGUCGACUUCUCGUCCGAGGUCACGGCGGCGCUCCGCAUCACCGAUGGCGCGCUCGUCGUGGUGGACUGCAUCGAGGGCGUCUGCGUCCAGACCGAGACCGUGCUCCGCCAGGCCCUCGCCGAGCGGAUCAAGCCCGUGCUCGCCGUCAACAAGCUGGACCGCUGCUUCCUCGAGCUCCAGCAGGGCGGCGAGGUGGCGUACCAGGCAUUCCGCCGCGUGAUCGAGAGCGCCAACGUGAUCUCGGCGACGUACGAGGACGGCCGGCUGGGCGGCUGCCAGGUGUCGCCGGAGAAGGGCACGGUGGCGUUCUCGGCGGGGCUGCACGGUUGGGCGUUCACGCUGCCCGACUUCGCCAGGAUGUACGCGGCCAGGUUCGGCGUGGACGAGGCCAGGAUGACGGAGCGGCUGUGGGGCGAGCACUUCUUCGAACCGGCCACCCGCGCCUGGUCCACCAGGCCGACGGGCUCGCCGACGUGCCAGCGCGGGUUCGUGCAGUUCUGCUACCAGCCCAUCCGGCAGGUCAUCGACGCGUGCAUGAGCAGCGACGACGACAACGACAAGCGGAAGAAGCUGUGGUCGAUGCUGGACAAGCUCCGCGUCGCGCUCCGGGCCGAGGACAGGGAGCUGUCGGGCAAGGCGCUCAUGAAGAGGGUCAUGCAGGCGUGGCUGCCCGCCAGCGCCGCGCUCUUGGAUAUGAUCGUCUUCCACCUCCCGUCCCCGGCCGAGGCGCAGCGGUACCGCGUCGAGACGCUCUAUGAGGGCCCCCUCGACGACGCGUACGCCGCCGGCAUCCGCAACUGCGACGCCGAGGGGCCCCUGAUGCUCUACGUGUCCAAGAUGAUCCCGGCGGGCAAGGGCAGGUUCUACGCUUUCGGCCGGGUCUUCUCCGGCACGGUGGCGACCGGCGCCAAGGCCCGGAUCAUGGGCCCCGACUACGUCCCCGGCGGGAAGAAGGACCUCUACGUCAAGACGGUCCAGCGCACGGUCAUCUGGAUGGGCAAGAGGCUGGAGUCCGUCGAGAGCGUGCCGUGCGGCAACACCGUCGCCCUGGUCGGCCUCGACCGGUUCAUCACCAAGAGCGCCACGCUCACCGACGACAAGGCGGCGGACGCGCACCCCAUGAAGGCCAUGAAGUUCUCCGUCUCGCCGGUCGUGCACAAGUCCGUCGCCUGCAAGAACGCCGCCGACCUGCCCAGGCUCGUGGAAGGGCUGAAGCGCCUCGCCAAGUCCGACCCCCUGGUGACGUGCACCAUAUCGGAGACCGGCGAGCACGUCAUCGCCGGCGCCGGGGAGCUCCACCUGGAGAUCUGCAUCAAGGAUUUGCAGCAGGACUUCAUGAGCGGCACCGAGAUCGUCGUCGGCCCGCCCGUCGUGGCCUACCGCGAGACGGUUCUAGCCAGGUCGUGUCGCACCGUCAUGAGCAAGUCGCCCAACAAGCACAACCGGCUGUACAUGGAGGCCUGGCCGCUGGAGAAAGAGCUUGCCAAGGCGAUCGACGACGAGCUCGUCGGCUCCAAGGACGAGGUCAAGGUCCGCGCCAGGGUCCUGUCGGAGGAGUUCGGCUGGGACAAGGAAACGGCCAAGAAAAUCUGGUGCUUCGGUCCCGACGCGGCCGGCCCCAACAUGCUCGUCGACAUGUGCAGGGGCGUCCAGUACGUGGGCGAAGUCAGGGACUCGGUGGUCGCCGGCUUCCAGUGGGCUUCCAAGGAGGGCGCGCUCGCCGAGGAGAGCAUGCGCGGCGCCUGCUUCGAGCUCCGCGACGUCGUGCUGCACGCCGACGCCGUCCACCGCGGCGGCGCCCAGAUCAUCCCCACGGCGCGGCGCGCCAUCUACGCCGCGCAGCUCACGGCGAUGCCGCGCCUCAUGGAGCCCGUCUACCUGGUGGAGAUCCAGGCGCCGGAGAGGGCGACGGGGAGCAUCUACGGCAUCUUGAACAAGAAGCGGGGCAGCGUGAUUGAGGAGAGGCGGAGGCCCGGCACGCCGCUGGUCAACUUCAAGGCUUACCUCCCCGUCACCGAGUCGCUCGAGUUCACCGAGAGGCUGCGUGCCGAGACCUCCGGCGAGGCAUUCCCGCAGUGCGUCUUCGACCACUGGGAAGCUGUCAACUCCGACCCGCUAGAGGAGGGCUCCACGGCGGCGAAGCUCGUCGGGGACAUCAGGAGGAGGAAGGGUCUCAAGGGCAUGAUGCCCCUGUCCGAGUUCGAGGACAGAUUUUGAGUUGCUCGUAUUGGUCAGUAUAUAUGUAUAGUUCUAUUGCUUCUUAGCGUUUGUUAAUUUCUGUCACUGUUAGUUUACGCUGCAAACUUGUUAAUCGCAUCUGAGUUCUGCUUCGAGUAUGUUAACUUCCUCAUUUUGUUCACUUGGAAAAGUUCAGUUGUAAGUGUAGUUAUGCUAAAGCAGUAAUGAAAUAUGUGAAGUGUCAAAUACUUUUGCUCA